AUGACUGAAUUGUCAGAAUUAUCAGUCUCAGCAACAACUGAUACAACAUCUGCACAAUCAAUUAAAUUAAAUGAACAAUUAAUUCAUAAUGCUGCUGUAGAAAGUGAAUUAGAACGACGUCAAAUUGCAUGUGCAAAUACAUUUUGGUCUCAACAUAACCAACUUUCAACAUUUUUAAAUAAUACUGAAAAAGAAACAACACAAAUUCGUCCACGUUUAACAUCACGUAAACAUAUUGAACAUGAAAAAGAUAAAUAUAAUAAAUUAGCUAAUGACUUUUCUAUAAAUCAAAUCAAAUUUCAAGAAAUUCUUGAACAACAUAGUUCAUAUUUAUUAACAUUAAUUUCAAAUAAUCUCGAAGAAAGUGAAGAUAUUCAACGUAGUUUAAAUGAAUUAGAACAAGAAUGGAAUCGUAUAUAA
Molecule: messenger RNA, 420 nt
Organism: Rotaria sp. Silwood1
Lineage: Eukaryota; Metazoa; Rotifera; Eurotatoria; Philodinida; Philodinidae
Source: the annotation of a GenBank genome assembly